Molecule: messenger RNA, 1499 nt
Organism: Gambusia affinis (western mosquitofish)
Lineage: Eukaryota; Metazoa; Chordata; Actinopteri; Cyprinodontiformes; Poeciliidae
Product: endonuclease domain-containing 1 protein-like
Exons: 3
Coding region: 179-1111 (310 amino acids)
Molecular function (GO): hydrolase activity; nucleic acid binding; metal ion binding
Source: RefSeq, a predicted model, not a curated record
ACGUUGCACAGCAGCGAGUUGGGCCGCAGUUUGCGCGCGCACGACUUCCUACACUUCGGACAGCUGGAAAGCUCGUCCGCCUUCGCUUCCCAGCACUGGAUGAUGCACACCUGGCAGAAGUGGUGUCCGCACUCGAGGAUCACCGGAUCGCGGAACAGCUCCAGACACACCGGGCAGGAUGUCUCAGAGGAACUCCCUGCCGUCCUCCAUAGCAGCCCUGCUCUUCCUCCUGUCCUGGUUUGGUGGUCUGACCGUCGGAGAGGUCAGCAAGAACUUCAGUCAGUGCCUUGACUUCUUCUAUAACAGCACUCCUCCACGGGGUCUUGAGAGAGCAGAGUAUCAGCCAAUAUGCCAGCGCUACAAGAAUAGAUAUCACUUUGCCAGCCUGUAUCGCCGUCAGCAUCGGGCUCCUUUGUUCUCUGCCUACAAACUGAGUCCUGCGGACGGGAAGCGGCCCAAAAAAGGUUGGAUGUAUGAACCACAGUUGGCGUUUUCCCGUGCCAGUCCUGAAAUGAAACGUUUUGAUGAAAUCGUGGAUCAGAAUGUGGUCGAAAGCCAAGCGGUCCUCCAAGACUACAGAAACUCCGGCUUCUCCAAAGGUCACCUCUGUCCCAGUAUGCACCAGUGGACGAUGGAAGACAGAGAAUCCACUUUUACGCUGACAAACAUAGUGCCUCAGCAGAUCGGCUCCAACUCUGGCCCCUGGAACAUGCUGGAGAACGAGGUGUUGGAGAGGUACAAAAACUUCUGCAUCGGGCCAAUGUAUGUAAUCACUGGUGUCAUUCCUUACGAAUCAGAGACGCACUGGGUCAAUAAGAGAGUGUCUGUUCCUGAGUACAUGUGGUCUGCUUACUGCUGCCCCGAAUUCAAACCGAACCUCCCCAAGGGGAAGCAGCUCUUUCCUACAUAUGCUGCAGUGGGAAGAAAUGAUCCCAGCAGCGGACAGGAGAUUGUGCCUGUUAAUAAUAAAGUGAAGCCUUCUCUACGAGGCUAUGAUGUGAAGCAGAUGACCUUGGAGACUUUGGAGGGCAUCCUGUCCCGGAGGCUGAAUGUUUCUGUCACCCUGUUUGAUGGGAACUGUCAAAACCCUUAUAUAAAAUCCUUUAUAUAACGGUUUUAUUACUUGCUUUUGAGAUUAUUCAUGCCACUUUGUAAACAUUUUUAGUAAUGACUUUCAUAAAUCCAGCGUUUUUCCAACAAACCUCAUCUUUGAAGAAGAUCAUUUUGAAAACGUUGUAGUCAGCCAGAAUAAAUUUGUUAUUUUUCUUUUAAUUCGGGGUCCAUGUUACAUUAAAAUAAAUAGAUGGGGAAUAACCAUAAACUUUUCAGGCUUUUUAUUAUAACAAUAGACUUGGCAAAAAGUCAAGUUUAUGGCAUCUGGACUUCAUGUAUUAUAUGUUGUUGUUGUUGUUUUUUUUCUUCAAUAAAUUAUUCUCUGUUUUAAAACAAUGUUUCAUUAAAUAAAAGUGCAGCACAAAUAAACUUGAAUUGCCUUACAC